AUGACUGAGUGCUUCCUGCCCCCCACCAGCAGCCCCAGUGAACAUCGCAGGGUGGAGCAUGGCAGUGGUCUUACCAGAACCCCCAGCUCUGAGGAAAUCAGCCCUACUAAGUUUCCUGGAUUGUACCGCACUGGUGAGCCCUCGCCUCCCCAUGACAGCCUCCAUGAGCCUCCUGAUAUUGUGUCUGAUGAUGAAAAAGACUAUGGGAAGAAAAAAGGAAAAUUUAAGAAAAAGGAAAAAAGGACGGAAGGCUAUGCCGCCUUUCAGGAGGAUAGCUCUGGAGAUGAAGCCGAAAGUCCUUCCAAAAUGAAGAGAUCCAAGGGGAUCCAUGUUUUCAAGAAGCCCAGCUUUUCUAAAAAGAAAGAGAAGGAUUUUAAAAUAAAAGAGAAACCCAAAGAGGAAAAACAUAAAGAAGAAAAGCACAAAGAAGAAAAACAUAAGGAGAAGAAGUCAAAAGACUUGACAGCAGCUGAUGUUGUUAAACAGUGGAAGGAAAAGAAGAAAAAGAAGAAGCCAAUUCAGGAGCCAGAGGUGCCUCAGAUGGAUGUUCCAAACCUUAAACCCAUUUUUGGAAUUCCUUUGGCUGAUGCAGCGGAGAGGACCAUGAUGUAUGAUGGCAUUCGACUGCCGGCAGUUUUCCGUGAAUGUGUAGAUUAUGUAGAGAAGUACGGCAUGAAGUGUGAAGGCAUCUACAGAGUUUCAGGAAUUAAAUCAAAGGUGGAUGAGCUGAAAGCAGCCUAUGACAGAGAGGAGUCUCCAAAUCUGGAAGAGUAUGAGCCUAACACGGUAGCCAGUUUGCUGAAGCAGUAUUUGCGAGACCUUCCGGAAAACCUGCUUACCAAAGAACUUAUGCCUCGCUUUGAAGAGGCUUGUGGGAGGAGCACAGAGAGUGAGAAAGUUCAGGAAUUCCAACGCUUACUGAAAGAACUGCCAGAAUGUAACUUUCUUCUGAUUUCCUGGCUGAUCGUGCACAUGGACCAUGUUAUCGCGAAAGAACUGGAAACAAAAAUGAAUAUACAGAACAUUUCUAUAGUGCUCAGCCCAACUGUUCAGAUUAGCAAUCGUGUCCUGUACGUGUUUUUCACACAUGUGCAAGAGCUCUUUGGAAAUGUGAUACUAAAGCAAGUGACAAAGCCUCUUCGCUGGUCUAACAUGGCCACUAUGCCCACACUGCCAGAGACUCAGGAGAGCAUCAAGGAGGAGAUCAGAAGACAGGAGUUUCUUUUGAAUUGUUUACAUCGAGAUCUGCAGGGUGGGAUAAAGGAUUUAUCUAAAGAAGAAAGAUUAUGGGAAGUACAAAGAAUUUUGACAGCCCUCAAAAGAAAACUGAGAGAAGCUAAAAGACAAGAGUGUGAAACCAAGAUUGCACAAGAGAUAGCCAGUCUUUCAAAAGAGGAUGUUUCCAAAGAAGAAAUGAAUGAAAAUGAAGAAGUUAUAAAUAUUCUCCUUGCUCAGGAGAAUGAGAUCCUGACUGAACAGGAGGAGCUUCUAGCCAUGGAGCAGUUUCUCCGCCGACAGAUUGCCUCCGAGAAAGAAGAGAUCGAGCGCCUUAGAGCGGAGAUUGCCGAAACUCAGAGUCGCCAGCAGCACGGCCGGAGUGAGACGGAGGAGUAUUCCUCCGAGAGUGAGAGUGAGAGUGAAGAUGAAGAGGAGCUCCAGGUCAUUUUGGAAGAUUUACAGAGACAGAAUGAAGAGCUGGAAAUAAAGAACAAUCAUUUGAACCAAGCAAUCCAUGAAGAGCGAGAGGCCAUCAUCGAACUGCGCGUGCAGCUCCGCCUGCUCCAGCUGCAGCGAGCCAAGUCUGAGCCACCGGCAGCGGAGGAAGAGGAGCCCGAGAGGCGUGGGGGUGCUGUCCCAUCACCCAGAGACAGCGCCCCGGAGACAAAAGCAACUAAAGAGCAGCCAAAGGCAGGCAAGGAGCAGGCCAAGCCGUCCCCGAGCAGAGACAGGAAGGAGACGCCCAUCUGA
Pipistrellus nathusii (Nathusius's pipistrelle) is the source of this 1968-nucleotide messenger RNA. The record is from the annotation of a GenBank genome assembly. Lineage: Eukaryota; Metazoa; Chordata; Mammalia; Chiroptera; Vespertilionidae.